UGCUGCACAGGCACAUCUUCACGUUACAAUGUUAGGAAAUAUUCAUAAAAAAUGUGACUAAAGUGGUAAAAAUGCGAGUGGUUUGUUGUGUUGGAUAAUCUACAUCUGAUAGAUUCGCUUUGAUGCUUGCUCUAUAUAAUUUACCCUUUAAUAACAAAUAUAUGUACUACUAGUUACCGUAAGUCACUCAUCCAUUUAGUUAGCUCAAUAGUGACAAAUAUAGGGUAAAAUGUUCGAUUAUGCAAACAUGUUUUUAUCAAUUAAUGUAAUAUCAUAUAUAUUUCUUUGGAGCGCUUUUGCCUGUCUGAGUGUUGGAUUUAAUAUAGAUAUAAAGGAUACAGUGACAUUACGUGGAUUUUCGGAUCCUGGAAGUUAUUUUGGAUACUCUGUGGGUAUAGCAGUAAAUCAAAACACGGGAAAUAAAUGGAUUUUAGUGGGUGCUCCUCGAAGUAAUGAUCCAGACCUUCCAGAUGUACCGAGACCCGGUGCUGUGUUUGCCUGCACGCUUCCUUCACAAGGGAAUUCAACGUGUACCAAGUUGAACAUUGAUGAAACACAGGGACUUGAUAACGUGAACUUUGGUGGAAGAUCAGUUAAUUUCAAGCACGGUAGAAAUAAUUCCUGGUUUGGAGGAUCCAUUGAUGUUAUGAUGUCAGGUUCCUCUGAUAUAUUUGCUACAUGCGCACACAAAUGGUAUAACACGUAUUUUUAUGAAGAAAGAGACUUUAUCUACAUGCAAGGUUUGUGUUAUGAAGUUCCUCUUGAUUUAAACAUGGCAAAUGUGAAGAAGAUACCUGCUAUGACGAGAGAUGAUUUAAGAACAAUUUACGUGACGGGAGCUGACAAAACUGUGUGGAACUUCGGAUUUGCUGGGCUUGGAAUAUCUGUUCAUUAUACUAAGAACGCGGAUCACCUGUUGUUGGGGGCUGCAGGAAUUCUUGAUUGGAUUGGUGGGUUCGUGGAUCUGGAAGGCCAGCAAGUAAAAAUCAUGCGGAAUGCCAUAAACACCACUGACAUUAUCAGACCAUACAUAGGGUAUUCCUCCACAAGCGGUAUGUAUUUUUCUGACGAUCAGACAUAUCUCGUCUUUGGAGCACCGAGAGAAGAAAUGAGGGGCAUGGUGUUGUUCUUCAGAGCGGGUGAAGCUCAGCACAGUUUACAAAAUACUGCCAAGGUCUUAGAAGGUAGAGAGAACGACAAGACUUUACCUGCAAACGCUUAUUACGGAGCUACGUUAUGCACUAUGGAUGUAAACAAUGACCAGAAAGAUGACCUGUUUGUAGGAGCCCCAAUGUACAGUCCUUUUAUAAAUGACGCUUUCACCGAAGAGCAGCUGGAAACGGGAAUGGUGUUUGUGUAUCUUGGCUCAAAGACGUUUAUGGGAUUUCAGACACCACCUCAGAUAUUAAAGGGAACCCAGUCCUAUGGCAGAUUCGGAAGUGCCAUCGCUAACCUUGGCGACAUCAAUUCAGACUUUUACGCAGAUAUUGCAAUAGGUGCACCUUAUGAAAACAAUCUAAAAGGGGCUGUGUAUAUCUACAAUGGCUACACAGGCGGUGUUUGGCCACAAUACUCCCAGCGUAUACUUGCUUCGGAAAUUGACACUGGGUUGCGAGGUUUUGGUAUUUCAAUUUCAUCUGGAAAAGAUGUGAACUUAGACAAUUUAAACGAUAUGGUUGUUGGUUCCUAUCUCUCAGACAAAGCCCUGGUAAUGUUUGGGCAACCAUAGUCCCUGUACAUCCCCAGAUGGA
Mercenaria mercenaria is the source of this 1751-nucleotide messenger RNA. RefSeq names its product integrin alpha-4-like. Gene Ontology annotation, biological process: cell adhesion mediated by integrin; cell-matrix adhesion; cell-cell adhesion. The transcript is spliced from 11 exons. The coding region runs from base 230 to 1729 and encodes 499 amino acids. Gene Ontology annotation, cellular component: integrin complex; external side of plasma membrane. NCBI's taxonomy places the organism in Eukaryota, Metazoa, Mollusca, Bivalvia, Venerida, Veneridae. The record is from RefSeq and is a predicted model, not a curated record. Gene Ontology annotation, molecular function: integrin binding.